AGUUUAGGCCGAGCGUAUCCUAUCAUUCAUAGUGUUUUACUGUUUAAUAUCUGCAAGUCAAAAUUUCAGGACCACGUUUGAAGUUAAAAAAAUAAAUAAGGCAUUUCAUAUCCACGUGGAAUAUCCAACAGAAUAAUUCAUAAUGACUGAUGAGGAUGUCAUUAGGCGACGUCUUCUUAUCGAUGGAGAUGGAACUGGUGACGAUCGAAGACUCAACAUGCUUCUGAAGACUUUUAUCAAAUGGUGUUGUACUACUCAUGAAUCACCCAUCGAUAGUCAAAGCACUCUGGACAGGAUCCUCUCACAACUUACCCAAAGCGAAUAUACUUUCACAAAGUCUCGGAUUAUGGCAACAACCAGCUCAGCAGAACUGCAGAACUACGAGAACCUAUUACAACAGAUAAGUGACGAUAUUGAAAGAGCAAAACAAGAGAUAGGAGAAAAGAAGUUGGAAUUCAAAAAGGCCAAGAUAAUUCGUAAGAACAGAGCAGAGUAUGAAGUCCUUGCGAAUGUUAUAAACGAACAGCCCGACAGAAAACAGACCGAUGAGAAAUUGUCUCAACUGAAAAAGGAACUUAAUUCUCUUGAGGAGAAAAGCGAGAAACUUAACGAACAGAUGGAACUUAGGCGGAAACAGUUCCAUGUGUUGAUUGCUUCUAUCCACCAACUCGAGGCUCUGCUAGACGCCAGUGGAGCAAAUGAUAGCCUCGAUGUCUUUGAUGACGAGGACAUGGACAUUCUCAAUAUGAAAUCAGAUGGUGAUCCCAUGGAGGUGUCAUAGUGGCUCUACCGAGAGAUUGUGAUUUUGUGAAAGACACUAAAAGCUGAGUACUAUGUACUUAAUGAUUUUUACAGUAGUUGUGUUGUUAAAACUUGAUUUUAUUAUUUAAGUUUUGAUUUAGGCCUAGACAAUUUGUGUAUUGACUUUGAAUAAAAUGGACGACCUCUCAAUCUUGAACUGUAGCGAAUUUUCCCUAAUGCUUUGUUGUAUUAAAGUACUAAACUAGUUUUAUAUUUAUUAUUUUUGAUCUUAAUAUUUUUUUCACCGGUACUCUUAUAGUUGGUGUAGCCUAAAAGUAGUUAAAAUUCA
Messenger RNA from Macrosteles quadrilineatus (aster leafhopper), 1090 nucleotides. It is a transcript of the gene thoc7, whose product is annotated as THO complex subunit 7 homolog. The record is from RefSeq and is a predicted model, not a curated record. Gene Ontology annotation, cellular component: THO complex part of transcription export complex. NCBI's taxonomy places the organism in Eukaryota, Metazoa, Arthropoda, Insecta, Hemiptera, Cicadellidae. Gene Ontology annotation, biological process: mRNA processing; mRNA export from nucleus. The coding region runs from base 143 to 781 and encodes 212 amino acids. The transcript has 4 exons.